CUCUCUCUCUCUCUCUCUCUCUCUCUCUCUUGUCUCAUGUCCCGUUCAAAACAUUUAACCGACUAAAUCAUCAAUUCACUCCUCCGUUCAAUCGAUCGAUAAACAGCUGAGAAGAGCGCGAGUCAAAUCGCUUCCCUCUGCUGCCCAAUUCCCGUCGUUUCAAUGCAACUUCUGGGGCGAAUUUCCGAUUCUUUGACAGCCGCAGUUGACCCAAGACACUGUUCCCUCCCUUCUUUCCGCGCCGCCAGGAGUUGAGAUUGAAUCCGGAUUCUGGGUUCUGUAGUGUCGACUUCCGUGAGGGUUCCUGAGCUGUGGGUUUCCUGAAUUUGCUGGUUCCUUGACGCGAGAAUGCCUCAGGAGAUAGCGGGUGACCAAGACCCGGAAGACUCUGAUGCUGAGUUCGUUGAAAUUGACCCCACUGGUCGAUACGGUCGGUACAAGGAGGUUCUGGGAAAGGGAGCUUUCAAGAAAGUAUAUCGGGCAUUUGAUGAAUUGGAAGGAAUUGAAGUAGCGUGGAAUCAGGUUAAGGUGGCAGACUUCUUGAAGAACUCGGAGGAUUUGGAGCGUCUCUACUCGGAGGUCCACUUGCUUAAGACUUUGAAGCACAAAAACAUCAUCAAGUUCUACAAUUCAUGGAUUGACACCAAACACAUGAACAUUAACUUCAUCACUGAGAUCUUCACCUCGGGAACACUGCGGCAGUACCGGAAGAAGCAUAAGCAUGUUGACUUGAGAGCAUUGAAGAAGUGGUCUCGACAGAUAUUGGAGGGUUUACUCUAUCUCCAUAGCCAUGAUCCCCCAAUUAUUCAUCGGGAUUUGAAGUGUGAUAACAUCUUUGUUAACGGAAACCAAGGUGAGGUGAAGAUCGGCGAUCUGGGAUUGGCUGCCAUUCUUUGCCAUGCUCAGUCAGCCCACAGUGUCAUCGGCACUCCUGAGUUCAUGGCACCAGAGCUAUAUGAGGAGGAAUACAACGAGCUUGUGGACAUCUAUGCAUUUGGAAUGUGCUUGUUGGAGUUGGUUACUUUUGAGUACCCAUAUGUUGAAUGUGCGAAUGCUGCUCAAAUAUACAAAAAAGUGACAUCAGGAGUAAAGCCUGCAUCUUUGGAAAAAGUGACAGAUCUCAGAGUGAGGGCAUUCAUUGAAAAAUGUAUUGCGAAUGUCUCUGAUCGGUUGUCUGCGAAAGAGCUUCUAAAGGAUCCCUUCCUACAACCAGAUGAAGAAAGCGAGAGCUUGGGCAAAUCCUUGCGACCCAAGACUCAGAAUGCCGAUACUGCAUGCGAGACAACUAUUGAUUUUACAGUGCAGGGUCAAAGGAGGGAUGUCAAUACAAUAUUUCUCAAAUUAAGAAUAGCAGAUUCCGAAGGGAAUUUUCGGAACAUUCAUUUCCCGUUUGAUAUUGAAGUGGAUACCUCAAUGGCCGUUGCUACUGAAAUGGUACAAGAGCUAGACUUGACAGAUCAGGAUGUUUCAGCUAUUGCUGCUAUGAUCGACUCCGAGAUUCGAUCUCAUUGUCCAGAUUGGGCUCCAUCAGAGGCUUCUGGCUCUAAUUCUGAUGAAGCUGUUGUAAAUUCCGAGAGCUUUUCCUCUGAGAUCAAUGACAACGGGUCUCUGGUAACCACUGACCCAGCCGCUUCUGGUAGUUAUAUGCCAGAAAGAACAUCUUCAGGUCGAAAGUACUGGUUCAACUCAAAGAAACCGAUGGAUGUCAAUGCUCCACCACUCCAUGGACCCUCCAACUUAUCUGAUGAUUCAGCUGCUGUUGAAGGUGGCCUGCCAGAAGAGAGCCCACAAUCUCCUGUCACGCACUGGGGUAAUGGAGAAAAUUCAACUGGCGAAAAUGAUAGUGCGGAGAAGGAGGCAAGUAGGUCUGGGGAAAAAGGAUCUGAAGGAGGAAGCUGGAAAAGUGAAGACGACUUGUGUGCUAGGACUGGUGAACUUGUUGUACAAGGAGAGAAUCUUGGAGGUUCGGGUAAUGUGGGAUCCGAAGAUAUAAACAGAAUAGUCGAGAAAUUCAAGCAUCUAUUACUGGAACAGGAGAGGGAACUGGAGGAGCUGGGGAGGAAGCACCGUAAGGCCGUAUCAGAACUCUUGGAUGGGCUUUCUCAGGAUGCCCGUGAAGUGGUCCUAAGUUUAUGCAAGCAGAAGGCUCCUGAUCACGUAGCGUAGAAAGCACGACCCACUGAUCGUUUGUGAGAGCCUUGCAGCUUCUAUCUCCUUGAGGUGACCUUCUUUACGGCAGUGGUGGAAUACUCAUUAUUCGGAAAGCCGUUUGUCGGUGCCGGGGAAGAGAUAAGUUGUCUUACGAGUUCUAUUCUACGGGAGCCAAGGAUCGGAGUUUAUUGCUUGAAGAUGGGAUGCAUGUUAGUACUAAAGUUUGGAUGUAAGAUCCCCAUGUUUGUUUAUUCUUGAUCUCAUAUAUAUAUAUAUAUAGAUGAUGGGAUUUUUUAUUUUUUUUUGUUGGGGGGGGGAGGCGGCUUGUAUACAUGUACAUAUGUGGUUUCUUAUUAUUCACCAAGAAUGAAUAUUAACCAACACGCGAUUCUUAUGUACUUUGAAUAUACUUUGGAUCCAA
Punica granatum (pomegranate) is the source of this 2572-nucleotide messenger RNA. NCBI's taxonomy places the organism in Eukaryota, Viridiplantae, Streptophyta, Magnoliopsida, Myrtales, Lythraceae. The record is from RefSeq and is a predicted model, not a curated record.